Molecule: messenger RNA, 2172 nt
Organism: Exophiala oligosperma
Lineage: Eukaryota; Fungi; Ascomycota; Eurotiomycetes; Chaetothyriales; Herpotrichiellaceae
Exons: 1
Coding region: 98-1936 (612 amino acids)
Biological process (GO): dephosphorylation
Cellular component (GO): fungal-type vacuole membrane
Molecular function (GO): alkaline phosphatase activity
Source: RefSeq, a predicted model, not a curated record
CCGUCCUACACGUACAGCACCUUUCGCCCUCCAUCAUCACAUAGACGGGCGAUGCUGACCUCAAUCCCUCCUACCACCCGAUAACAUUCGUGUCGCAAUGACACGCUCCGAAGAACCUCUCCUGGCGCGCCCAAGCUCCCCCAACUCCUCGAUUGACAACAUCGAUGAAGAAGAUGCCCUCCUCACAGGCCGGUCCGCACACCACACACCUUCCAAAUUCGCCCGUUGGCGCGAGAUAGGUGUCUUCGUCUGGGCCCUCCUCGCCACGAUUGCUGUUGUCAUCCUCGCGGUGGUCUAUCAACAUGAAACAUCAAUUCAGCGGCACCGCACCGGGGGUUGGGGCCCUGAUGGCAAACCGACGGGCAAAAGAAACAUGAUAUUCAUGGUGUCAGAUGGUAUGGGUCCUACCUCCCUAGCCAUGACUCGAAACUUUCGCCAACACACGUCCGGUCUGCCUAUCGACGACGUUCUCGUGCUGGACCGACAUUUGAUUGGCUCCUCCCGCACUCGCAGCACAAGCAGCCUGAUCACUGACUCGGCUGCCGGUGCGACGGCCUUCUCUUGCGGCUUCAAAUCAUACAACGGUGCCAUUUCCGUUCUGCCAGACCACACACCCUGCGGCUCCGUUCUUGAAGCGGCCAAAAAGGCAGGCUACAUGACAGGACUUGUGGUCACAACACGCAUCACAGAUGCCACUCCUGCCUGUUUCGCCUCGCAUGCCAACAGGCGUGAAUAUGAAGAUCUGAUUGCCGAGCAAAUGAUCGGACACUAUCCCCUCGGUCGCGUCGUCGACAUCAUGAUCGGGGGAGGACGAUGCCACUUUCUGCCCAACACCACCCAAGGCUCCUGCCGGGCCGACUCCACGGACGUCGUAUCCUUGGCUCAAGAAAAAUACGGUUUCAAAUAUGUCGACAAUAGAGCCGACUUCGAUAACCUCGAGGCUGAGGGUGGAGUUAAAUUGCCUCUCCUCGCGCUUCUCGCGUCGACUGAUAUUCCCUACGAGAUUGACCGUGUGCACGUCUCUGACACAUAUCCAAGCCAAGCCGAGAUGGCUGAGGUCGCACUCAAGGCCCUCUCCGCCGCAACCAAGGACAGUGACAAGGGUUUCUUCCUAAUGAUCGAAGGCUCCCGCAUCGACCAUGCAGGCCACGGCAAUGACCCAGCGGCUCAAGUUCACGAAGUCAUGGCUCACGACAAAGCAUUUGCGGCCGUCCUCAAAUUCCUCGAACAAGACACAACCGAGGGCGUUUUGGUCUCGACAUCGGACCAUGAAACAGGUGGUCUCGCCGCCGCACGACAGUUGCACCAAACAUAUCCCAUGUAUAGAUGGUAUCCUGAAGUUCUCGCCAACGCAAGCCACUCAGGCGAAUGGAUGUCCAGCGCGUGGGCCGAGUGGGCGGAUAGCUCGCCAGACUGGUCACGAGAAGACAAGACUGAGAAGCUUUCUGAUCUUUUGAAGUCCGGUCUGGGCAUUGUAGACUACACGCAAGAAGAGAUCGACGCAGUCAUUGAUGCCAAACCCAUCUGGCCUCCGUCGUACCUUUUCGCGGAUAUGAUCUCCCGUCGCGCACAGAUAGGCUGGUCUACGCACGGCCACAGUGCGGUCGAUGUGAACAUCUACGCUUCCAGCCCCGACCACGCCCCGGGUCUAGUGGGCAACCAUGAGAACAACGAAGUCGGCGAGUUCAUUGCCGAGUAUCUCGGCCUUGACCUCGAUGCGGUCACGGAGGAAUUGAAGGCCAAAGGCGUCAAGACUUCGUCGUCUGAUUCAUCACAAGAACAGGACCAGGAGUGGGGUGAAUGGAUGGGUCCCCUCGGACUACCGGUAAACGAGAAUGGACAGCUCGUUCAUCUCGAUGAAUACCACGGCGAUUUCAAACAUAGAAAGCGCGAGGCCGAAUUUAGUUCGGAUUGCGGCUGUGGGCUAAAGCAUUGAGAUAGUGAAUCAACCGGAAUAGUAUAGCCAUUGCAUGACACAGCACAACACAUUAUACCACCGGCUUAUACAACGCGGUUCAGGAAAUAGGGCCUGGGCAUCAUAUGAUGUUGGCAAAUUGUAUAGAAUGCAUCAUGAAUAGGGAGUACGGGGAAUUGGCAUCACGGAAUUUGAUUAAUGAUGCAGCAUAGUUUUAUAGACAACGAACGUAGAUUAUGAAGUCGAUCGUUACUUUG